This is a messenger RNA of Iphiclides podalirius (scarce swallowtail), 313 nucleotides long. The record is from the annotation of a GenBank genome assembly. NCBI's taxonomy places the organism in Eukaryota, Metazoa, Arthropoda, Insecta, Lepidoptera, Papilionidae.
AUGAGCCUGAAAUUGGAAAAUAGCGUAGCUAGCAACGCCAAGGAACAAACGCCGGCACCGACACUGCAGGCUGAAGAUAUCGCGCGCGAUGUACUGUCUCAAGUAGGGACGUUGAUCAGCGCGCGAUUCGAGGCUCUCGAGGAGCGCUUGCUUCCCGAGAAGCGCCUGAGGCCGCCUUUGGCUGCGGAUAGGUACAGCGUUGAACCUGGACCUUCAUCGGCACCUGAUCCCGCCCCUUCCUCCCUGGGAGAGACGUGGAGUACAUUGGUGCGGAGGGGAAACGGGAAGAGAAAGAAGAAUGCGCCCGCGCUUG